This is a messenger RNA of Nycticebus coucang (slow loris), 4801 nucleotides long. RefSeq names its product phospholipase C like 2 (gene PLCL2). The coding region runs from base 720 to 4106 and encodes 1128 amino acids. The transcript has 7 exons. Lineage: Eukaryota; Metazoa; Chordata; Mammalia; Primates; Lorisidae. Gene Ontology annotation, molecular function: GABA receptor binding; phosphatidylinositol-4,5-bisphosphate phospholipase C activity; inositol 1,4,5 trisphosphate binding. The record is from RefSeq and is a predicted model, not a curated record. Gene Ontology annotation, biological process: regulation of synaptic transmission, GABAergic; intracellular signal transduction; lipid metabolic process.
AGCUCUGGGGUAGCUGGGCUUAUGCAAGACCUGCGGCCGCCGCCGGUCGCCGUCCACUCGGCAGAGAAGUCCCAGCGGCCCAGUGAUUCGCCCUCGGUGACUGCAGCCGCGACGGCAGCACCCUGGAGCGGGAGCCCCGGCGGGUCAGGGGGCGGAAGGGUCCCUGCCGCCUAUAGGGGGCAGCGCCGAGCUCGGGAGGAGACAGCUGCGGGCGGGGGUGGGUGGGUCUGGCUGCCCCGGGGCCGCACGGCGACUGUCAGGGCCGUGCCUCCCUGCCCACCGUGCGCUUCCUCCCGGCGCCGCGGGCCUCAGCAGGGGCCCCGUGGGGGACGUGACAGGGCUCCGCACGAGGCGGCCUCCGGGGAAUGAGGGUCCGGGGAGACCCGGGCGUCACUCUCCGCCCGCCUGGAGCCGCGAGACCCUCGGAGGCGCCUCCGCGUGGCCAGAGAGCGUCGGGGCGCCGCUCGCUUCCCCUCGCCCUUUUCCCGCGUGGAAUCUUCCGAUAAUUCUGCCGCCACGACUUUGACCGUGCGCAAGGCAAGCCCGAAACAAACAUCACAUCUAAAUUAAAAAAAAAAAAAAAAAAAGCGGAAGAAGCGGCCGAGGCGGCGGCGGCGGGAGGAGGAGAGGAGGAGGGGCCGCGCGCGGCGGCCCGAGGCGGCGGCGGGGACGCGGGGACGCGGGGACGCGGCUUUGUGCAGGCGGGUCGCGGGGCGCCCAUGGCGGAGUGCGGCCGGGGGGGCGCCGCCGGCGGGGCCCUGCCCACAUCCCCGGGCCCGGCCCUCGGCGCCAAGGGCGUCCUGAAAGCCGGAGCCAGCGAAGGCGGCGGCGGCGGGGGAGGUCGCCUUGGCCACGGGCGGGCGCGCUAUGACAGCGGCGGGGUUUCCAACGGAGACUGCAGCCUCGGCGUGUCCGGGGACGAAGCCCGGGUCAGCCCCGCCAGGGGACCCCGGAGUGUGGCGCUCGCCCCGACCCCCAGCCCGGCCGUCUGUCCCCUCCCCCGGGAGAGCAAGCCUGGCGGUCUGCCCCGCCGGAGCAGCAUCAUCAAGGAUGGUACAAAACAGAAAAGGGAACGAAAAAAGACAGUCUCGUUCAGCAGCAUGCCUACAGAGAAGAAGAUUAGCAGUGCAAGUGACUGUAUCAAUUCCAUGGUUGAGGGCUCAGAACUCAAAAAGGUUCGCUCCAACUCUAGAAUUUAUCAUAGGUACUUUUUACUGGAUGCUGACAUGCAGAGCCUGAGAUGGGAGCCAUCUAAGAAGGAUUCUGAGAAAGCCAAGAUUGAUAUUAAAUCCAUCAAGGAAGUGAGAACAGGGAAAAAUACAGACAUAUUCCGCAGCAAUGGCAUUUCUGAUCAGAUAUCUGAAGAUUGUGCAUUUUCAGUGAUAUAUGGAGAGAAUUAUGAGUCACUUGAUUUGGUUGCUAACUCUGCAGAUGUUGCAAACAUCUGGGUUACGGGACUGCGGUACCUAAUCUCUUAUGGAAAACAUACGCUUGAUAUGUUAGAAAGUAGCCAGGACAACAUGAGGACUUCUUGGGUUUCACAAAUGUUUAGUGAAAUUGAUGUAGAUAACCUUGGACAUAUAACUCUGUGUAAUGCUGUGCAAUGUAUCAGAAACCUCAAUCCUGGUUUAAAAACGAGCAAAAUUGAGCUUAAGUUCAAAGAAUUGCACAAAUCAAAGGACAAGGCUGGUACCGAAGUCACAAAGGAAGAAUUUAUUGAGGUUUUCCAUGAGCUUUGUACUAGACCUGAAAUUUAUUUUCUUUUAGUUCAGUUUUCAAGCAAUAAAGAAUUCCUUGAUACCAAGGACCUUAUGAUGUUUCUUGAGGCAGAACAGGGUGUGGCACAUAUAAAUGAGGAAAUAAGCCUUGAAAUUAUUCACAAUUAUGAGCCAUCCAAAGAGGGCCAGGAAAAGGGCUGGCUCUCCAUAGACGGGUUCACUAAUUACCUUAUGUCACCUGACUGUUAUAUAUUUGAUCCUGAACAUAAGAAGGUCUGUCAGGAUAUGAAACAACCUCUGUCUCAUUACUUUAUAAACUCAUCUCAUAAUACAUACUUAAUAGAGGAUCAGUUCCGAGGUCCCUCUGACAUCACAGGAUAUAUUCGAGCUCUUAAAAUGGGUUGUCGGAGUGUGGAAUUAGAUGUAUGGGAUGGGCCAGAUAAUGAGCCUGUAAUUUACACAGGCCACACCAUGACCUCUCAGAUAGUCUUCCGGAGUGUCAUUGAUAUUAUUAACAAGUAUGCAUUCUUUGCUUCAGAGUAUCCACUUAUCUUGUGUUUAGAAAAUCACUGUUCAAUUAAACAACAGAAGAUAAUGGUUCAGCACAUGAAGAAAAUAUUAGGAGACAAGCUCUAUACAACAUUACCCAAUGUCGAGGAAUCUUAUCUGCCAUCCCCAGAUGUCCUGAAAGGGAAAAUACUAAUUAAAGCAAAGAAGCUGUCCUCAAAUUGUUCUGGGGUAGAAGGAGAUGUUACUGAUGAAGAUGAAGGAGCAGAAAUGUCUCAGAGGAUGGGAAAAGAGAACGUGGAACAACUCAACAGUGUGCCUAUGAAGCGAUUUCAGCUUUGUAAAGAACUUUCUGAACUGGUCAGCAUCUGUAAGUCAGUUCAGUUCAAAGAAUUUCAGGUGUCAUUUCAGGUCCAGAAGUACUGGGAAGUUUGUUCAUUUAAUGAAGUGCUUGCCAGCAAAUACGCCAAUGAAAAUCCAGGGGACUUUGUAAAUUACAACAAACGUUUUCUUGCUAGGGUUUUUCCUAGUCCAAUGAGAAUUGACUCUAGUAACAUGAAUCCUCAAGACUUUUGGAAAUGUGGUUGCCAAAUUGUAGCCAUGAACUUCCAGACACCAGGACUGAUGAUGGACCUGAAUAUUGGCUGGUUUAGGCAGAAUGGAAACUGUGGCUAUGUCCUCCGGCCAGCCAUCAUGAGGGAGGAGGUCUCCUUCUUCAGCGCCAAUACAAAAGACUCUGUCCCUGGAGUCUCACCUCAGCUUCUUCACAUUAAAAUCAUCAGUGGGCAGAACUUUCCUAAGCCCAAAGGAUCAGGUGCCAAAGGUGACGUGGUGGAUCCUUAUGUCUACGUGGAAAUCCAUGGGAUCCCUGCUGAUUGUGCAGAACAAAGGACAAAAACGGUGCACCAGAACGGAGAUGCUCCCAUUUUCGAUGAAAGCUUUGAGUUUCAAAUCAACCUACCUGAACUCGCCAUGGUGCGCUUUGUAGUGCUGGAUGAUGAUUACAUCGGGGAUGAAUUUAUCGGCCAGUACACAAUUCCCUUUGAAUGUUUACAGACGGGCUACCGGCACGUCCCCCUGCAGUCCUUGACUGGAGAAGUUCUCGCACAUGCUUCUUUGUUUGUCCACGUGGCUAUCACUAACCGAAGAGGAGGGGGGAAACCUCAUAAAAGGGGCCUUUCUGUGAGAAAAGGGAAGAAAUCCAGAGAAUAUGCGUCUUUGAGAACGUUGUGGAUUAAAACUGUAGAUGAGGUGUUCAAGAAUGCCCAGCCACCUAUACGGGAUGCCACAGACCUGAGAGAGAACAUGCAGAAUGCAGUGGUGUCAUUCAAGGAGCUGUGUGGCCUCUCCUCUGUGGCCAAUCUCAUGCAGUGCAUGCUGGCGGUGUCUCCCCGAUUUCUUGGGCCUGAUAACACACCCCUGGUGGUCCUGAAUCUCAGUGAGCAAUAUCCCACAAUGGAGUUGCAGGGAAUUGUACCAGAGGUUCUGAAGAAGAUCGUAACAACUUAUGACAUGAUGAUUCAGUCCCUCAAGGCAUUGAUAGAAAAUGCAGAUGCUGUGUAUGAAAAAAUCGUAUAUUGUCAGAAGGCAGCCAUGGAAUUCCACGAACACUUGCACAGUAUAGGCACCAAGGAAGGUUUGAAGGAACGAAAACUACAAAAAGCUGUGGAGAGCUUUACCUGGAAUAUAACCAUCUUAAAGGGACAAGCAGACCUUUUAAAAUAUGCUAAGAAUGAGACUUUGGAAAACCUGAAACAAAUCCAUUUUGCUGCUGUUUCAUGUGGACUGAAUAAGCCAGGCACUGAGAAUGCCGAGGUUCAGAAGCCACGCCGGAGCCUAGAAGUCAUACCCGAAAAAGCAAACGAUGAAACUGGAGAAUGAGGGAAUUUACCACAAAUUGUUGUGGAAUUUAUAACUCUAGGACCAACUCUAGUCAAUGGGACAUUUGCUUUGCACUCACUAAUGAGAAUAAUGUUUGGGAUUUUUAAAGCACAACUGGAAUAGCUAAUUACAGACUUAAAACUGUGAAUGUAUGUAGCAAUCCUGCGUGUGAAGGCAAAUAAACUCUUUAAUAAGAAAUUGUACUCCUGGCCAGAAUAUGCUAUAUUUGUAUACAAAGACAUCCUAAUUCAGUUCCAGUAUGAAGAACAGAUUAUUCACUCUAGUUCCAUUGAGAAACAGCUAUUUUCCUAAGUGAAAACAAUUUCUUAAGAUGGAAAUGGAUUGGAUUAUCGAAUUAGUAUUUAUUGGAGGAAAAAACCUAUCUACGCAUUUUAUUUGUGUGGGGUUGCCAGAGUGAUAGAUGAUUUUGGUAAUGUACUUGCUGAGCCAUAAAUACUAAGAAGAAUGUAAGCAGACUGGCUCCUUGACUCCACGGGGACCUUGGAGAGCCAUCGAGGACCAGGAAGACAUGCAAUCAGACUGAAGCUCCCUGGCUGGAGACCCCUGCGGUGUCACCACCAGGGUAGACGCCUGACAGAAAAGCCACCACUCUGGAAGCACCACAUUGUAAAUAGUUUUUCGUUGUAUGAAGUAGUGUUCACAUUAAAAAGAUGUUUUAUGAUAUUUCUCUAAUA